AUGCUGUCGCCACCCCACCCCGCCGCAGCACCACCCCGCCGCAGCACCACCCCACCGCCCAGGAGCCCUGCGGCCCCGUCUCCACCACCGCCCGGGGCCCCCUCCGCGCUGCCAGCGCCGCCCCGCCGCCGCCUCCCACGCUACCGCCGCCCCACUCCGCCGCCCCGGAGCCCUGCGGCCUCGUCGCCACCACCGCCCGGCGCCCCCUCCGCCUGGCCAGCGCCACCCUGCCGCCCCGAAGCCCUGCGGCCCCGUUGCCACCACCGCCUGGCGCCCCCUCCGCCCGUCCAGCGCCCCUCCGCCGUCGAGCAACCUUGUCGCCCGGCGCCCCUGGGCCUGCCGCAGACGUUCUACAGGGUUUCAGAGGGAGAGCAGGAGGCUGCGUGUAUGGUUGUGGAAAACGAGUGCAAGCGCCUACUUCAGAACUUAAGGCACGAGGCUCAGAUCAAGAAGCGCCUGAGUAGCUCUGAUCCUGAGAUAACGCCUCGUGCACGGCCCGCGGAGAUCGCCAUGGCGAACAUGUGCGAGAAAAUCGGCCAGGCCCCUCCGCCGAUGGCCUAG
Aegilops tauschii subsp. strangulata is the source of this 561-nucleotide messenger RNA. NCBI's taxonomy places the organism in Eukaryota, Viridiplantae, Streptophyta, Magnoliopsida, Poales, Poaceae. The record is from RefSeq and is a predicted model, not a curated record.